AAGGAAAAAGAAAGACGGUUCCAGGGAGGGUGACCAUGCAUCGGGCCAUAUGGCCAUGACUGACGAAGGAAUGGCACUCAUAUCUAUAGAUGACAUUGUCCCCGUACAUUGUGUUUUUAAUUUAUGGGCACUUACUUUCACCCAAGAUGGAAACCCAAAUGACCACAAUACCCUUUUUCCGUGUUUUCUUGUUUGUCAAGUGUCUCUAGCUAGAGCCAAGGGGGAAUCAGCCAUGGAAGCAAAACUCAAACCCCCAACUUGUACAUGGUUCCCAUGCACGAGCAAACCACAGCCAAGUUUUCCUGUAAAACAACGUGUAAGCUCUUACCCUGGCCCUCUAAACUUCUAUAAAUACCACCGCUUGUUCCUGCAUUGCUCACCGACAUUCUAAGCCAUAUUUCUUCCCCUUCCUACCUAGAAGAUUCCUUUUUUCCAUGGCUCCAAGCAUAACCAAAAAUGCCCUGGAUGCAAUGGGGCUUGUUUAUGAUGGUCAAUUAUCCACGUCAAUAACUUUGGAAGGAUCAAACUUCCUUGCUAAUGGUGAACCCAUUCUCACUGAAGUCCCUGCGAACAUUGUAGCCACCCCAUCACCGUUUUGUUCCGCAGACAAGGCCAAGAGCACCGUAGGUUGCUUUGUUGGGUUCGAUGUCGAGGAGCCAAAGAGCCGACACGUGGUUCCCAUAGGCAAGCUGAGUGGCAUAAGGUUCAUGAGCAUUUUCAGGUUCAAAGUCUGGUGGACCACCCAUUGGGUUGGAAGUAGUGGAAAAGACGUGGAGAAUGAUACUCAGAUGAUGAUGUUGGACAAAAAGGAGUCCGGGCGUCCUUAUGUUCUGCUGCUUCCACUCCUGGAAGGGCCGUUCAGGGCUUCUCUCCAGCCUGGAGUUGGUGAUCAGAACGUGGAUAUCUGCGUGGAGAGUGGGUCCACGCAGGUUUGUGGUUCCAGCUUCAGGAGUUGUCUGUACAUGCAUGUCGGUGAUGAUCCCUAUAGUCUCGUCAAGGAGGCCAUGAAGGUAGCCAGGGUCCAUCUGGGGACCUUCAGGCUUCUUGACGAGAAAACCCCGCCAGGUAUAGUAGAUAAAUUCGGUUGGUGCACUUGGGAUGCAUUUUACCUUAAAGUACACCCUAAAGGUGUAUGGGAAGGGGUCAAGGGCCUCGUGGAGGGUGGGUGCCCUCCAGGGAUGGUCCUUAUUGAUGAUGGAUGGCAGUCCAUUUGUCAUGAUGAUGACCCCAUCAGUGAUCAAGAAGGCAUAAAUCGAACUUCUGCUGGUGAACAAAUGCCCUGUAGGCUCAUAAAAUUUGAAGAGAACUAUAAAUUUAGGGAGUAUGAAAGCACUAAAUCACCUAUUAAGAAGGGCAUGGGUGCCUUCAUUAAGGACAUAAAGGAAGAGUUUAAGACCAUAGAGCAUGUAUACGUGUGGCAUGCAUUAUGUGGAUAUUGGGGUGGGAUUAGACCCAAUGUCCCAGGAAUGCCUCCUGCAGAGGUCAUUACUCCUAAAUUGUCCCAGGGCUUGCUGAUGACAAUGGAGGAUUUAGCUGUAGACAAGAUCGUUAAUAAUGGUGUAGGAUUGGUCCCACCGGAACUGGUUCACAAGAUGUACGAAGGACUUCACUCUUAUCUUGAAUCCCUGGGGAUUGAUGGCGUCAAGGUUGAUGUGAUUCAUCUGCUUGAGAUGCUUGCAGAGGAGUUUGGCGGACGUGUGGAUCUGGCCAAAGCUUAUUACAAGGCUCUAACAGCUUCAGUGAGGAGACAUUUCAAAGGAAAUGGUGUUAUUGCUAGCAUGCAGCACUGCAAUGACUUCUUUUUUCUAGGAACAGAGACCAUAUCCCUCGUUCGUGUUGGUGAUGAUUUCUGGUGCACUGACCCCUCAGGCGACCCAAACGGGACAUAUUGGCUUCAGGGCUGCCACAUGGUGCAUUGUGCCUACAACAGCUUGUGGAUGGGCAACUUCAUACAACCAGAUUGGGACAUGUUCCAAUCAACUCACCAAUGUGCUGAAUUCCAUGCCGCAUCCCGAGCUAUGUCUGGUGGACCUAUUUAUGUAAGUGAUUCUGUCGGACAACACAAUUUCAAGGUGCUGAAGAGCCUGGUAUUGCCUGAUGGGUCCAUCUUGAGAUGCCAACACUACGCUCUUCCAACGAGAGAUUGCCUGUUUGAAGACCCGUUGCAUGAUGGGAAAACUAUGCUCAAGAUUUGGAACCUCAAUAAAUAUACAGGAGUUCUAGGACUGUUCAACUGUCAAGGGGGAGGGUGGUCUCGUGAAUCUCGGAGAAACGAGAGCGCCUCCCAGUUUUCAAGCAUGGUAGGCUGCUUCGCAAGCCCAAAAGACAUCGAAUGGAGCCAUGGCAAGAACCCAAUUUCUGUAAAAAGUGUGAGCAUCUUUGCUGUAUAUAUGUUGCAGAAAAGGAAGCUGAAGCUGAUGAAACAAUCAGACAAAGUAGAGGUUUCACUCGAACCAUUCGAUUACGAGCUACUCACUGUCUCUCCUGUGACAGUCUUACCAAGAAGACGGAUCCAAUUUGCUCCCAUCGGCUUAGUGAACAUGCUUAAUUCCGGUGGUGCAAUUCAGUCGAUGGUCUUCGAUGAUGGCGAAGGUUUGGUAAGAAUUGGAGUAAAAGGAAGUGGAGAAAUGAGGGUGUUCGCUUCAGAUAAGCCAAGUACUUGCAAAAUUGAUGGGGUUCCUGUCAAGUUUGAUUAUGAUGAGCAGAUGGUUACAAUUCACGUCCCAUGGCCUAACUCUUCAAGUUUAUCAAAUGUCGAGUACCUGAUUUAAGAAUUCAGCUCCCCCUAAAACAAAGACUGCUUGUUUUGAAUGGGAAGAAAAAAAAGGGAAAAUCUUGUUUGAUCAAAAAAUCAAUCAAUCUCUCGCUAUACUUAAUUCAUGGUACAGCACCUUGAGAUUAUCUUAUCUCUCUGCAAUGGAGGACAAUUUUUCCAACAUACAUCAAGCUUUUCUGUGAUCUCUUAUAUGGAUCAAUUAAUCAGUCGAAUAAAAAUCCUUUUGUCUUUA
Theobroma cacao (cacao) is the source of this 3008-nucleotide messenger RNA. RefSeq names its product galactinol--sucrose galactosyltransferase-like. Gene Ontology annotation, molecular function: galactinol-sucrose galactosyltransferase activity. NCBI's taxonomy places the organism in Eukaryota, Viridiplantae, Streptophyta, Magnoliopsida, Malvales, Malvaceae. The record is from RefSeq and is a predicted model, not a curated record.